GGGUAAAAGGAAAAUUAAUUUUUCUGUCACUUUGGGACUGUCGGAUGAGACCCUGGGCAUCUGACAUAGGUCGGCACAUGGUGAAUAAGAGUUCUUCCUGUGUCAGCACCCCUGGAAUCCCCAAAAGUGGGGUCCGUGGAGCGAGAGGGGUAGGAAUCUUUUCUCCCCCUCUUUCUAAAUUUGGAUUAGCAGGAGAAAAUUUGUGAAAGUAGUUUCCUGAGCAAACAUGGUUCCGGUAAAGGUUUGAAUAGUCUUAUUUUCUGCUGGUCCCGUUCCCCCUGGAAUGGUCUGGUUUUCUUGUCUGUGCCAUUUGUCUCGUUCUGUUCGAAGAGCUUGGUUUUGAUCUUGUCUUUGGUCUCUGGUCUCAGAAGGUGCACAUAUCCACAGGCAUUUGGCAGCCAGUCAAAUAGACUAGAGCUUCCAGGCAGCUGUAGCCAAUUAACUGUCGUCUUUUUGCCUUUUUGUCCAACUGUGCCAGCUCUCGGGGGAAUUGGUCAUGAGGGAUUCCAGUUCAUAGGAGCCUUUGCCAUCUCAACCUUCCUGUGUUACUGCUUGUAGCAGCAAAGGACUUUUUUACACUCUUAGACUAUCCUGGGAGCGAACCUUUAGUUCUUGUGGAAAUGUCUUGCUUCCUUGGUUAAAUCAUAAAAGGCUAGGGGAUUUGGAAGUUCACAGCCUGUUGGGGUUGAAUUAUAUCCCCCCAAAUUUGUAUGUUGAAGUUCUAUCUCUCACCACCUCAGACUGAUGAUUUGGAAAUAGGUCUUUGCAGAUGUAGUCAUAAUGAAGCCAUUCUGAGUAGCCUGGGCCCAACUCCAGGAUGCCUGGUGUCCUUGUGAAAGGGUGAGUUUUGCACAGAGAUAUGCUCAUAGGGAGAUGCCAUGUGAAAUGAAGGCAGGAAUCAGGGAUGUAUUUGAAGACAGCAAACCCAGGAUUGCCAGUGACUGCCAGGAGCCAGGAAGGAGGCCAGGGACUGGCUCUCCCUCACUGGCCUCAGAGGAACAGGCCCUGAGGACACCCUGGUUUUGGACUUUUGGCCUCCAGAAUGUGAGACAGAGGGUUUCUGCCCCACUUGUGGCAGCCUGAGCAACCCAACACAUGGCCAGUAACCCCGACCUAGCUGCUAGCAGAGCUCUGCCAACUGCUCAAGGUAACAGUGAUCAUUCACAUCACCUCUAUCUCAGCUGUGCUGGCCUGGGCCCGUGCACCCACUCACUCUUAGGGUGACACCUGCACACAUGCGCAGUGAUGCUUCUGGGUUGUGAUGCAUAGCCUGAGUGGCCCCGAUGGCCUGUGGUAACAUCAGAUGACUUCCAGGCCACUACCUCAUUGCAUGCCUGUGCAUAUGAGACUCAUUGUUUCUCCUCCCCCAGAUUGGCUGAUCGCCUCUGAAGCAUCUUUGUUUUCCAGUGUGAAUGGCCCACUAUCCCAGCCUUGUCUUUCUUUGAGGCAGAUGGUGGAGCACAGACAAGCAUUUGUAACGCGGUAUAUAAUGUGACUGCUGAGGGCCGUGGUGAGGUUUCCUCUUCCGCUCUUCAUUGAGGUCCAAGGGAACUGCGAGAGGCUUCGGAAAUCCUGCCCAAUGGACCCCAAACUGGGAAGAAUGGCGUCAGCUCUCCUUGUUCUUCUGCUGCUGCUUUUGGGAGGCAUGUCCUCUCCAUCCUCACCCCACGCCGGGCUGGUCGAGAAGGUCUUCCGGUACAUGGAUCUCCAUCAGGAUGAAUUUGUGCAGAGGCUGAAGGAAUGGGUGGCCAUUGAGAGUGACUCCGUUCAACCUGUGCCCCGCCUCCGACAAGAGCUCUUCAGGAUGAUGGCCCUGGCUGCAGAGGAGCUCCGGCGCCUGGGGGCCAGCGUGGACCUCAAGGACUUGGGCUCUCAGCAGCUGCCUGAUGGCCAAACUCUCCCAAUACCUCCUGUCAUCCUGGCUGAGCUGGGGAAUGAGCCAGGGAAACCCACCGUGUGCUUCUACGGCCACCUGGACGUGCAGCCGGCCACACAGGCCGAUGGGUGGCUCACAGACCCUUACACGCUGACGGAAGUGGAUGGAAAACUUUACGGACGAGGAGCAACAGACAACAAAGGUCCUGUUUUGGCGUGGAUUAAUGCUAUGAGCGCAUUCCGAGCCCUGGAGGAAGAUCUCCCCGUGAACAUCAAGGUGAUCAUUGAAGGGAUGGAAGAAGCCGGCUCGGUGGCCCUGGAGGAACUUGUCAAGAAAGAGAAGGACAGGUUCUUUUCCAGCGUGGACUACAUUGUGAUUUCUGAUAACCUGUGGCUGAGCCAGAGGAGGCCAGCACUCAUUUACGGAACUCGAGGGAACAGCUACUUCACGGUGGAGGUGACAUGCAGAGGUCAAGAUUUUCAUUCAGGCACCUUUGGUGGUAUCCUUCAUGAGCCAAUGGCUGAUUUGGUGGCUCUUCUCGGUAGCCUCACAGACUCUGCUGGUCAUAUUCUGAUCCCUGGGAUCUAUGACGACGUGGCUCCUCUCACAGAAGAGGAGAAAGAACUGUACGGCGCCAUCGACCUGGACCUAGAAGAAUACCGGAACAGCAGCCGGGUUAAGAAAUUCCUGUUCAACACCAAGGAGGAAAUUCUGAUGCACCUAUGGAGGUACCCUUCUCUUUCCAUCCAUGGGAUCGAGGGCGCGUUCGAUGAGCCCGGAACUAAAACAGUCAUACCUGGCCGAGUUAUAGGAAAAUUUUCCAUCCGCCUGGUCCCUCACAUGAAUACAUCUGUGGUGGAAAAACAGGUACAGCAGCACCUCCAGUAUAUAUUCUCCCAAAGAAAUAGUUCCAACCAGAUGGAUGUUUCCAUGGUGCUGGGACUGCACCCGUGGAUCGCAGAUAUUAAAGAUCAGCAGUAUCUUGCAGCAAAAAGAGCCAUCAAAACAGUGUUUGGAACAGAGCCAGAUAUGAUCCGGGAUGGAUCAACCAUACCAAUUGCCAAAAUAUUCCAGGAUAUUAUCCAGAAGAGUGUGCUGAUGCUUCCGCUGGGUGCUGUUGACGAUGGGGAGCACUCUCAGAAUGAGAAAAUCAACAGGUGGAACUACAUAGAAGGAUCCAAAUUGUUUGCUGCCUUUUUCCUAGAGGUGGCUCAGCUGCAUGAAUAAUGGCAGGAACCUUCCAGCUCAGAUCUGACCUGCUAACACCCUGGACAGGAAAGGAAUCUCAAUAUCCAGAGAAUUUCAGUCCAGAAAGUAAUGUUUUCCCUCCCAUUUAAAAUAUCUUUAGACAUUUGGACCAAUAAGUAUAGACAUUGGGAAUGGUCUAAUGUCCCAUAGCAAGCCUUUCUAAAGUCACACACAGCUUCCUUCACCAACCUGAUCUCCCCAAGUUCAGCUGCAGUAUCCCAGGACUGGACCUCCCCUCACAAUGAUUGACGUAGUCACUCUAGCUUGCUUUCUAGGUCCGGAAGUACUCAUGACACAUAAUCCUUCCAUGCAGUGACUAUCAGUACUCACCCCACCCUUGCUUGUACCACAUCUUCCUUUUAUCUUAUUAAUAAAAACCUUGGUCUCCACCACUGAC
This is a messenger RNA of Myotis daubentonii (Daubenton's bat), 3521 nucleotides long. RefSeq names its product carnosine dipeptidase 1 (gene CNDP1). The record is from RefSeq and is a predicted model, not a curated record. Gene Ontology annotation, biological process: proteolysis. Gene Ontology annotation, molecular function: metallodipeptidase activity. Lineage: Eukaryota; Metazoa; Chordata; Mammalia; Chiroptera; Vespertilionidae. Gene Ontology annotation, cellular component: cytosol.